Strongylus vulgaris is the source of this 504-nucleotide messenger RNA. The record is from the annotation of a GenBank genome assembly. Lineage: Eukaryota; Metazoa; Nematoda; Chromadorea; Rhabditida; Strongylidae.
AUGAAUUUUAUCUAUGAAAACGCCCAGAACUUUGGAGGCGAUCGUUCACGUAUUACUGUUUGGGGAUUAAGUGCAGGAGGUGCUGCAGCUGGUCAGCUAGCUAUAAGUCCUGUCACAAGAGAUUAUGUUGCCAACUCAAUAGAGAUGUCUGGCUCACCAUGGGUAUUUUGGGCUGUAGGGCCAAAUGUGCGGAAGAACUCGUUGGAACUUGCAAAGGAAUUAAACUGCACUGGUGAUAAUCUCAAAAGCUGCAUGAAGUCUAAAAGCGUGGUUGAAGUGUACGAUGCGGUCAUUAAUGUGGGUUAUACUCAAUCCACACUUGAUAGUGGCAAAUGGGGACCAGUUCUUGAUGGUGAAUUCUUGACUAAUCCAGACGAGAUGGUCACAACCGCUCCUCCGAAGCCCGCAAUGUUGGGAGUUAGUAAUAAGGAUGCAACGUUCUUCACAAUCAAAUGGCUGUCUCCAUACAUCCAUAUGUUCGGCUUGAGCCCUGCGGAUUUUAAG